CAGCAGGCGACACCGGCCGGCGACAGAGCCCGAUCAUCGAGUGAGACAUGACCUCAAGCGUGUCUUCGCUGUAUAGACAGACCCUGCGAGCGUUCCGUAGAUCUAGCAUUCACGCCUCGAGACAAGAUCGAAGCGCCUCAGUAAGCUUGUACCUCCGGCAAUGGUUCCAAGAGGCAGCGCAGAGGAACAGCGAUGCAAGCACAGACGCUCCGGGUACGCUGCGGCGGCAAGUCGACAACAUGACCACAUUUCUCAGCAGCAAUCGAAAAUACAAUGAGCUCGUCAAGCGAUACAACUCUCAGUGGGAUCUACCCGAUGAGGAGCGACUGAGGCUCACUGCCAACCGCGUCGGGCUUCAGAUGCCGGCUGAGGAUCCCGAGAGCAGAGAACUGCCGACGGGCCAGACACAAGCAGCUGCAGCCAACCUGCCCGUCAACGAUGCUGCCUCUGCUCGCUCUCGCUGAUCGUGUGGACCAGCAUCUUCUUGUUGUACUCAUUUGGACGCAUCUCUACCAGUGCAGCCGUGAGGCUCUUGCUGUGCCUUGCCGUG
Messenger RNA from Mixia osmundae IAM 14324, 550 nucleotides. RefSeq lists its product as uncharacterized. Lineage: Eukaryota; Fungi; Basidiomycota; Mixiomycetes; Mixiales; Mixiaceae. Gene Ontology annotation, cellular component: mitochondrial matrix. The transcript has 3 exons. The record is from RefSeq and is a predicted model, not a curated record. Gene Ontology annotation, biological process: mitochondrial proton-transporting ATP synthase complex assembly. Bases 48 to 464 code for a protein of 138 amino acids.